Molecule: messenger RNA, 1842 nt
Organism: Argentina anserina (silverweed cinquefoil)
Lineage: Eukaryota; Viridiplantae; Streptophyta; Magnoliopsida; Rosales; Rosaceae
Product: pectinesterase/pectinesterase inhibitor PPE8B
Exons: 3
Coding region: 130-1671 (513 amino acids)
Biological process (GO): cell wall modification
Molecular function (GO): pectinesterase activity; pectinesterase inhibitor activity
Source: RefSeq, a predicted model, not a curated record
UUCACCACCCUCUUAAAUUCCCUCACCAGCCAAUCUAACCACCUCCCAAGCCCAAUCUCUUAUUGCAUUAAAUACCUUGUCCCUCUUCCCAAAUCCUCAUCACUUCCUCAGUCAUAUCUUAAUUUGUUCAUGGCUUCCGAUCAAAAGUGGAUGAGGAAGUUUGUACUUGUGUUGUUACUCUUGUCGUUCCCAUAUGCUCACUGUGGAAAUGGAAGUAUCACAAGCACGAUACAGUCCGAGUGUUUGAAAGUUCCCAACUCGCAGUUUGCAGGGUCCAUCGUAAACACGAUUGAUAUUAUGCAGGAGGUGGUGUCUAUUCUCUCCGACGUAGCUAGGGGUCUCGGGAAUUUCCGGGAUUCGAAUGCCAUCGAUGACUGUCUGGACUUGAUGGAUAUCUCGAACGACGAGUUGCGCUGGACUCUCUCUGCUACCCAGAAUCAGAAUGGCAAACAUAACAGCACUGGGAAUUUGAGUUCUGAUCUGAGAACAUGGCUGAGUGCUACACUGGUUAACCAGGACACAUGCCGUGAUGGAUUUGAGGGCAGCAACAGCAUUGUCAAAGAGUUGGUGUCUGGUAGCCUUAGCCAAAUAACUUCCUUGGUCCUUGAACUACUCGGCCAAGUGCACCCUGUUUCGGAUCAGCACGAGUCGAAUGGCCAAACCCCGGCGUGGUUUAAAUCCGAGGACCGAAAACUGCUACAAGCUAAUGGAGUGCCUGUAGACGUUGUGGUAGCUCAGGAUGGAACCGGGAACUUCACAAAUAUAACCGCCGCGAUUUUAUCAGCACCGGAUUACAGCAUGCGGCGCUAUGUGAUUUACGUCAAGAAAGGGCUGUACAAGGAGUAUGUGGAGAUCAAGAAGAAGAAAUGGAACAUAAUGAUGGUCGGAGAUGGCAUGGAUGCUACUGUAAUCAGUGGGAAUCGCAAUUUUGUGGAUGGUUGGACCACGUUUCGCUCUGCAACUUUCGCUGUUAGUGGCAGAGGAUUCAUAGCGCGCGAUAUCACAUUUGAAAACACAGCCGGACCUGAGAAGCACAUGGCGGUGGCGCUACGAUCGGAUUCCGACCUCUCGGUCUUUUACCGGUGUGAGUUUCGGGGAUACCAGGACACACUAUACACGCACUCGAUGCGCCAAUUUUACCGAGACUGCAAGAUCAGCGGCACUGUUGAUUUCAUCUUCGGUGACGGCACUGUAAUGUUCCAGAAUUGCCAAAUCCUACCCAGAAAAGCCUUGCAUAACCAAAAGAACAGCAUCACAGCUCACGGCCGAAAGUACAAAGAUGAGCCGACAGGCUUUUCGUUCCAAUUCUGCAACAUAUCGGCACAUCCAGACUUGUUAGCCACCCCAGUUAACUCUAGCACACCUACAUACCUUGGUAGACCAUGGAAGCAAUAUUCAAGAACUAUAAUCAUGCAGUCCUUCAUGAGCAAUAUCAUAAAGCCUGCAGGGUGGCUAGAGUGGAAUGGUGACAUGUUUUUAGAUUCAUUAUACUAUGGAGAGUACAUGAAUUAUGGUCCUGGAGCGGGCCUGGGCAGCCGGGUUACCUGGCCGGGAUAUCAGAAGUUUAACCAGUCCGGUCAGGCCAAGAACUAUACAGUAGCCGACUUUAUUGAAGGAAACUUGUGGUUGCCCUCUACUGGUGUCAAAUAUACUGCAGGCUUUGGGGUUUAAUCAGGAUGGGAUCCAUAAGGGUUUAAGCAGUUGAUAUGGAUUUUCACUCUUGAACGUAAAUCGUAUGUCCUCGAACCAAUUUUUCCCCCUUUAGAGCAGUACGUGAUAAGUAAAUAAGUUUCUAUGCAUACAUAGGGUUUUGUUAUGUUGGCAUUAUCAUGUUGUGGGUGA